Cottoperca gobio is the source of this 3402-nucleotide messenger RNA. RefSeq names its product beta-secretase 1 (gene bace1). The record is from RefSeq and is a predicted model, not a curated record. The transcript has 9 exons. Gene Ontology annotation, biological process: membrane protein ectodomain proteolysis; amyloid-beta metabolic process. Gene Ontology annotation, cellular component: trans-Golgi network; endosome; plasma membrane. Gene Ontology annotation, molecular function: aspartic-type endopeptidase activity. Bases 498 to 2075 code for a protein of 525 amino acids. Lineage: Eukaryota; Metazoa; Chordata; Actinopteri; Perciformes; Bovichtidae.
GAGGAGGAGGAGGAGGUGAAAGACUGAAUGAACGGGUCGGGAAAGGGGAAGGAUGCGGAUUACGGUAGCUCGCCGGCCAGCCUGCCUACCGACGAUGGUUUUGGUCGUUUGAAAUCUGGAUGUGCGGCGAAAACGACACAGUUCCGCGGUUUGUAGCUGCACGGAGGCUGUAGUUUACCCAUCGUGACACCCAGGGCUGCCUGGCUUGAUUGUGGGGGUGAUUUGAUCUCCAGCGUAGGCUAUUUUGUAUUGACAUGUUACGUUGAGAUCUAAAAUUGGUUAAUUUUCUAAUCACUCAACGUCAAGAAAACUAGAGAAAAAAAGGAAGUGACCCUGAUAUUUGUGGUGCCACUGCCAUCAUGGUUUUAGCCGUCAUUUUAGCAUCAUCGCCACCUGAUCUCUUCUUCUGUGCCGCUGCAGACUGGAUGUCAAACUGAGCGGAGCGUCGUAAAGUCAAAUCCAAACAUACCAAAAAUACAACUUUACCGAGUUUCAGCAUGGAGGCGUCGUCGCUACAGCCUCGUUGUUUGACAGGUCUGUUUAUAUGGACGACGUUGUGUCUGCUCAGCAGCGGUCAUUCCGCGCCGAACGCCUCGGGCCUGCCUCUAGCCAUCCGCGUGCCACUGCGGCAAGGCGCUCGCGCUGAACAGCCACCGACGCUGCCACCUGCCGCCGUGAACCGCGAGCGCGGCAACGCGGGGAAGAACUCUGCGCGCAGGCGGAGAGGAGCGGCAGCGGGCGGUAUCAGCUUCGUGGACAUGAUUGAUAACCUGCGUGGGAAGUCUGGUCAAGGAUACUACGUCGAGAUGGCCGUGGGAUCUCCUCCGCAGAAGUUGAACAUCCUGGUGGAUACAGGAAGCAGUAACUUUGCUGUCGGGGCAGCUGCUCAUCCCUUCCUGCGCAGAUACUACCAUCGUUCACUCUCCAGCUCAUACCGUGACCAAGGCAGGAGUGUGUAUGUUCCCUACACACAGGGACGCUGGGAGGGGGAGCUGGGAACUGACCUGGUCUCUGUCCCACAUGGCCCCAACGCCACGCUGCGCGCAAACAUCGCUGCCAUCACUCAGUCGGAUCGCUUCUUCAUCAACGGAUCCAACUGGGAGGGAAUCCUGGGACUGGCCUACGCCGAUAUAGCCAGGCCUGACGAGACAUUGGAGCCUUUCUUUGACUCUCUAGUUCGCCAGACUCCUGUCCCCAACCUCUUCUCUCUCCAGUUGUGUGGAGCCGGUUUCACCCAAAACUACUCCCUGGGCAGUGCUACUGUUGGUGGCAGCAUGAUCAUCGGUGGAGUGGACCCAUCACUCUACGUGGGAAAGCUUUGGUACACUCCCAUCCGCAGGGAGUGGUACUAUGAGGUCAUUAUCGUACGUAUUGAGGUGAAUGGACAGGACCUCAACAUGGACUGUAAAGAGUACAACUACGACAAGAGCAUUGUGGACAGCGGGACCACUAACCUGCGACUGCCUAGAAAAGUCUUCCAGGCUGCAGUCAAGGCUAUUGAGGCAGCUUCUUCGACCGAGCAGUUUCCCUCUGGGUUCUGGCUGGGAGAGCAGCUGGUAUGUUGGCAGGCCGGUAAUACACCCUGGCACAUCUUCCCAGUCAUCUCCCUCUACCUGAUGAGUGAAAACCACAACCAGUCCUUCAGAAUCUCCAUCCUUCCGCAGCAAUACCUGCGGCCAGUAGAGGAUGUGGCCUCCGCCCAGGAGGACUGUUACAAGUUUGCCGUGUCCCAGUCCAGCACCGGUACAGUGAUGGGGGCCGUCAUCAUGGAAGGCUUCUAUGUGGUGUUCGACCGGGAAAAGAAGCGCAUCGGCUUUGCAGUCAGCACCUGCCAUGUGCAUGAUGAGUUUCGAACAGCCUCUGUGGAAGGCCUGUUCCACGGUGUCGACCUGGAGGACUGCGGUUACAACAUCCCUCAGACGGACGAGUCCACUCUUAUGACCAUCGCCUACAUCAUGGCGGGAAUCUGCGCUCUCUUCAUGCUGCCGCUGUGUCUCAUGGUGUGCCAGUGGCGCUUCGCCCGCUGCCUCCACCCACACGGGGACUUUGCUGACGACAUAUCACUCCUUAAGUGAAGGGGGAGAAGAAGGGGACACAAGGGGUCGUGCAGAUCUCCACUUGAAUCACAGGGCAGGCGUGGUUUGGGGUGAAAGGGAUGUACCUUGUUACAAAAUGCUGGUGCUGUUGAAAGAGAGCUUUGAAAAGGUUUUUCAGGAAUAUUGUAUUUAAAGUAUAGGAAAUGCUGUCAUACAGUGAAUACACAGUGAACAGAGCAUUUGAGGAUAACUAGAGCCAUUACAAACCGGACGGACAAACAAGAGAAAGUUGGUGCGUCAACUUUGCCUGUUUUAAGAUACCUAUGCAGAUCCGCAUGGCGAGAGGUGGGAAAAUGCAAAACAAAAAAAAAUCAGCUCUUUGUUAUAUAUAGUGUAUAAAUAGACUACAGAGAUAGAUUGGAUUUGGAAAUUUGAAAGAUCUGCCUCUUAACAUUGCAGAGCUCCACAAAGAGUGGAUUGGCAACAUUUGAAAAGAAAACAACUCAUUUACAAACACGGCUAAAUGAAGAGACUCACAGCCUGGAUGUGAAUACAAGAUGGGAAUCAUGGAGUCGGACGUGGUUUGCUUUGGUAUGAUUUGAACAUGUGAGCGUGUGUUACAUGUGUGUGUUUGCAGCUCUGCUAUUUGUGGCUUAUGAGUGAAUGAAACACAGUUGAUGUGUGUGAGCAUGCCUGUACGUGUGCACGGCUGUACUGAAGAGUAUACAGAAAGAUGAAACUUAUGAACAUUAAAAUAAUACUACUGAGUAUGAAUAGCAUCUAUGAAAAUACACUAUUUUGCAAACGGCAGCAAAUAAUUCUGCAACGCAAAUAACGUACGCAUAAAGAGGUUGAGUUGAUGAAAUAUCAGAUUGUAACAGCAUUUAUUGCAUAAAAUCAGUUUGGCUUUGUGUGAAACUGAGACUACUGAACACAAACAGAUGUCACUUUUUCUUCCUAUAUUGAUAGCUUAAAUGUAUCUAUUGUAAAUAAAAUGUGUGCAUUCCAGAUCUUCUAUUUGCGCACACACACACACACACACACACACACACACACACACACACACACACACACAGAAUACACAUUGCUUAUCUUACUGCUGCACCAUCUGAUUACAUGUUAACAAACCAAGACUUAAUAGGGCUUCUUUCACAGACACAAACAGCCUAACUCACCACAUUUUUCAAUGGGGACCAUAUAUGCUUGGACAAGGAAACCAGCCCAAAGUAUGUUAUACACUGUAUGUCUACGAGGGACUGUUUGUACCAUCUCUCAGCAAGCUGUACAUAGAUAAACUCAGAACUGUAUAUUUAUCUGUCAGGCUCUGGCAGCACUGUGGAAUCAAUAAAGUACUUAUUGUAACUAA